UUCGUAACAGCUCGACGGUUUUUAUCUCUAUCAAAUUUACCCCGACCGCUGGAAAUGUUGAUUUGCUGUAUGGAAACCUGUGAAUUUGACAACAUAAUCACUAACGAUCUAAAAGUUAUGUGCUGGCUAUGCGACCAAUAUGCCCAUAUCAAGUGCGCCGGCUUAUCUGACCGAGUUCUGGAGUUAAUCGAAUCGAAAAGUGGACUCAAAUGGACAUGCAAAGACUGCAGAGUGAUUAAAUCGCAAAUGGGAAGGUUUAUGCGGCAAACACGAAUGGAAAUUAACGAACUCUUCAGCGAAUUUAGACUGGUUUAUGACAGGUUUUCGAAGUUGGAAACAGCCAUCGAAUCUCGCCAGAUGUCGAGUACAGAUUCUGCAAUAGAUUCACUGGACUCCCAAGAGAUUGCCUCUUCAGUGAAUGUUAAUGCUGAGCUUGAACCAGAGACCAUAAACACAUAUAGUGGGUAUACCCACUCGGAUAGUGUUAUGGAAAUCGCAGCAGAUCCUGCUACUUUUACAGUUCCUUCAGUUAAAAACAACUCCCCAAAUCAUCCUUUUGUGGAACUACCAACAAUACAUAUACCACGUGUUCUGACUGCUGUUCCUCCAACAAAGGCUGUGUUCGUGUCGAGAUUUGUGCCAUCAACUACUGAAGAUGCCCUUAAAUAUUACAUAGUUUCUAAACUAUAUCAUCCCCAUCUAGAUGAUAUUCAAGUGACUAAAUUGUACAACAAACAAAAGCGAAAAAUGGCAUCGUUUAGAAUCGUGGUUCCAGAUUCGAUAUUCCUGGCGAUAAUCAAUCCUAAAUUUUGGCCGGAACAUAUCGUUGUGCACGAGUUUGUUAAUAAAAACCUACUAAAUUGUAAACCAUUUGAUGUAAACAGAGAUCUAGCUUUUAAAAAUCCACCCUACUAUUAUGCUGGCAGUUUUGAUGAUAGUCACAAAUUUGUGUAUUCUUAACAUUUUUUAAAGCUCUUAUUCCAUGUAAAUAAAAUAC
This is a messenger RNA of Drosophila ficusphila, 997 nucleotides long. RefSeq lists its product as uncharacterized. The record is from RefSeq and is a predicted model, not a curated record. NCBI's taxonomy places the organism in Eukaryota, Metazoa, Arthropoda, Insecta, Diptera, Drosophilidae. The transcript has 2 exons. The coding region runs from base 55 to 960 and encodes 301 amino acids.